GGUGGAGGCGGCGGCGGCGGCUGCGGAGGCCGCGGCACCGGCACCCGGAGCGGCAGCGGUCGUAGCGGCGGGUGACGGCCGCACCGAGGAGGGGAAGCUCCGAGCCCUGGCACCCAGCCGGUGCGCCGCCUCCCUGACGCAAAAUGCUCCACUGAGCCAGCCCAACACUGAAGUGCCCCCAUGGAGGGUCCCCUCCCAGGCAGCCUGUCUGCCCCAGAUGGUCUUCGAGGUCCAGAGAGACUGCCCAGCCUGGCCCCAAGGGAGGACAUUGGUGGUGGGGCCGAGGCUGCCGAGGGAGAAGGUGACAUCUUCCCGACGACCUGUUAUCUACCUAUCACCAAGGAAGGUCCCCAGGACAUUCUGGAUGGAAGAGGUGGCAUCUCUGAUGGGCGGCCCCAUGCUGGCCUCAGCGAAGCCCUCCCCCAAGCCGCCUCCGCCACCCGUCGGAUCAGCAGUUGUUGCUUUGAUGGAGACAGCCUGGACUUCCGACUGGGUUCCCCACCACCCCACCUCUUCCCCGGGCCCCCUGAUGGCCUGGGACCCUGGGAGCACCCCUUGGUUCAGGAGGCCAGGGAGGGCCACCCAUCUGAGCGGAGGUUUGAAGACUCAGUUAUCGUGAGAUCCGUGAACCCCCACGCCCAGCUUCAGGGUUCUAGAAGGUUCUUACAUCACCAGGGUGAACUGAAGGCAUGGGAGAAACCCCCCCAGGGUCACCCCUCAUUUGACUGGCUCCAAGAUACAGACAGUCAGGGCCCCCAGAAAGACCUGGGGCCUCGUGGGGAUCUGCCACCCCUGGCUUCCUUUGGGAGGGUGAUGGUUCCGUUGGGUGCCCUUCCCAAAGUGUCGAACAUGGAGGUGGCAGAUUCCAGAUGUGACCCUGAAGACAUUGAGGGGCUGGCCCGGCCCUCAGAAUGGUACCUGCCAGCCUCUGCCUCGGAAGUGGCCACACAGACCUGGACGGUGAACUCAGAGGCGUCCGUGGAACGUCUGCAGCCUGGGCUGUCCCCAGUGCCCACGGGGACGUAUCUGGGCGAGCUGCUGGAAGAGGUGACCGGUGGAGGGGGCAGCCCUGAUGAUGAUGAGGAGGAAGAGGAGCAGGAGGAGGAGGAGGAGCCGGCUGUGUUCCCAUGCAUAGAGUGUAACAUCUACUUCAAGCACAAAGACCAUCUCUUGGAGCACAUGAGCCAGCACCGGCGAGUCCCAGGCCAUGAACCCCCCGCUGACGCAGCCCCGCUGGCCUGCGGUGAAUGUGGCUGGCCAUUCACCGACCCUGCUGCCUUGGAGCAGCACCGCCAGCGGCACCAGGCUUCCCGGGAGAAGAUAAUUGAGGAGAUACAGAAGCUGAAGCAUUGCCCGGGUGAUGAGGGACGCCAGGCGCGUUGCAUCUUCAGUACCAAUUCCUCCAGGUCAUUCAUGCAGCAUGCCAAGCCGUAUGGGCGGCACGGGCGCCAGCCACCACCUGGCCCACGCCUUGAGGAGACACCUGGGGGUCAUAGCAGGGCCAGCAGCCCUAUCCCCAGUGCCAGCUCCCUUGUCUAUCCCCACUAUGGAGCCUCCUCUAACCUCAGUGCCUGCCUCUCCUGCAGCUUCCUGGCACCCAGCGAGAGCCUGCUCAGGGAGCAUGUGCGCUUGGCACACAGCUGUCCCCAGUGGGAGGCCUUCCCGGAGGACCUGGCCAGCCAGCCCGGCACUAGCCAGCAUGCAUCUGCUUGCUCUCCUGACACAGCCACGGUGGACUAUUUUGGCAAAGCCGAGCCGCUCUUGGCUCCCAUGUGGCGGGAAAACCCUGCUGGAUAUGACCCUGGGCUGGCCUUUGGCCCGGAUGGACAGCAGCUGGACAUCACGAGGAACUUCCCAUUGUCAAAGCCACUGCUUCACCACUCUGGCCCAAGGCCUCUUGGAAGGCUGGCCUUUCCCCCUCCACUGGCAUCUACACCCUACCCCAUACAGCUUGGUGGAAACAAGCGCCGGAGGUACCCUUGGAGUGAAGAGGAAGAGGAAGAAGAGGAGGAAGAUGAGGAAGAGGAGGAAGAGGAAGAUUUUGCCCUUGAAAAUGGAGUCUUGCCACCCCUAGCCACCCCCAGCCUCAUCCCAGAGCCAGCCUUACAUCUGAAGAGAACUUUCCAAGAAGCCCUGAGGACCGCCGAGGCAUCUUGGGCCCAGCGGGAGCAGCUCCAAGGCAUGGUGCCCCUUGUCCUGGUGGCCAAGCUCAGGCCACAGGUCAUGGCUGCCGCGGCCAGGGUGCCCCCAAGGCUACAGCCUGAGGAGCUUACGCUGGACUUGGAGGGCACCCACCCCUUAGAUUUUCUGCUUCUGGAUGCACCCCUAGGUGGCCCACUGGGGCUGGACAGGCUUCUUGGGGGAGACCUUGUUGGGGGGCUGAAACCUGAAGAUCGCAAGUGCCCAUACUGUCCUGAUCGCUUCCACAAUGGCAUCGGGCUGGCCAAUCAUGUCCGGGGCCACCUGAACCGUGUGGGUGUCAGCUACAAUGUGCGCCAUUUCAUCUCCGCUGAGGAGGUAAAGGCCAUCGAGCGGAGCUUUUCCUUCCAGAAGAAAAAGAAAAAAGCGCUGUGCAGGGGGAGCCUGGGGGUCUUCCCUCCUGCGGGACCUGGGAGACACGGCAAAGUGGCCAACUUCGACCCUGGUACUUUCAGCUUGAUGCGAUGCGACUUCUGUGGGGCUGGCUUCGACACACGGGCGGGCCUCUCCAGCCAUGCCCGCGCCCACCUGCGCGACUUUGGUAUCACCAACUGGGAGCUCACUGUGUCACCCAUCAACAUCCUGCAGGAGUUGCUGGCCACCUCGGCUGCCGAGUUGCCCCCUAGCCCCUUGGGCCGGGAGACAGCAGGGCAAUCUGGGGGCUUCCUGACCCCCCGCCGGCCUCGCUUACCUCUUACUUUGCCCUUCCCACCUAUCUGGGCUGAGGACCCCGGGCCAGCCUACGGAGAUGGCCUGGGUCCUGAGGAAAGCACAAUGGUGGCUAUGGACUUGGGGUCCUCCCCUCUCCCCAAGAAGAGCCUGACUGUCCCUGGGGCCCUGGAGCAGGUGGCCAAUCGGCUGAGCAGCAAAGUGGCCGCAGAGGUUUCUCAGAGCAGCAAACAGGAGCUGCCGGACCUCAAGGCCCAGAGCCUGACCACCUGUGAGGUCUGCGGUGCCUGCUUUGAGACCCGUAAGGGUCUCUCCAGCCACGCGCGGUCCCACCUGCGGCAGCUGGGAGUGGCGGAGUCAGAGAGCAGUGGCGCCCCCAUCGACCUCCUCUAUGAGCUGGUGAAGCAGAAGGGCCUGCCGGACGCAGCCCUUGGCCUGCCCCAUGGCCUGGCCAAGAAACACAACUCACCGAAGGAUCUGAUCACAGGGGCCUCACGGCCUGGCCUGCUCGCCUUGGCCAAGCCCCUAGAUGCUCCAGCCGUCAACAAAGCCAUCAAGUCGCCUCCAGGUUUUUCAGCCAAAGGCCUGGCCCACCCACCCACUUCUCCACUUCUCAAGAAGGCACCACUGGCCCUGCCGGGCUCCACUGCCCCCAAGAAUCCCGAGGACAGGAGUCCCCAGCUAUCCUUGAGCCCCCGGCCGCUCUCCCCGAAGGCCCAGUGGCCCCAGUCUGAGGACGAGGGGCCCCUGAACCUCACUUUAGAUAGUGACGGGGGCAGAGAGCUGGACUGCCAGCUGUGCGGUGCCUGGUUUGAGACCCGAAAGGGCCUGUCCAGCCACGCCCGUGCCCACCUGCGCCACCUGGGCGUCAGCGACCCGGAUGCCAAGGGAUCCCCCAUAGACGUGCUCUACGGGCUCAUCAGGAGGGACGGCGUCCAGAUCCGCCUCCCACCCGGGCGCGGAGCCCUGGCCCAGCUGGGGCAGCCUCCUCCCGCCUCCGUGGCCCUCUCCUUGCUCCCCCCCCCACCGCCGGCCAAGAAGGCCAAGCUGAAGGUCGCUGGUAUGGCCAGCCCCUGGGGGAAACAGGACCUCUCGGCCGCCGGCAUUUUCUGGGCCUCUGAUGUGGAGCCAUCUCCUCUCAACCUCUCCUCUGGGCCAGAGCCAGCACGAGACAUUCGCUGUGAGUUCUGCGGCGAGUUCUUUGAGAACCGCAAGGGCCUGUCCAGCCACGCACGCUCCCACCUGCGGCAGAUGGGCAUCACCGAGUGGUACGUCAAUGGCUCCCCCAUCGACACGCUACGGGAGAUCCUGAAGAGACGAACCCAGUGCCGGCCAGGCGGGCACCCCCACCCGCCAGGGCCUAGCCCCAAAGCCUUGGCCAAGGUGGUGGCCAGUGGAGGUCCUGGCAGCUCGCUAGAAGCCCGCAGCUCCUCAGACCUUCACAUUUCACCCCUGGCCAAGAAGCUGCCGCCGCCACCAGGAAGCCCCCUGGGCCACUCACCAACUGCCUCUCCUCCCACGGCCCGGAAGAUGUUUCCAGUCCUGGCGGCAACCUCCCUGCACAAGAAGCUGAAGCCGGAACAGAUGCGGGUGGAGAUCAAGCGGGAGAUGAUGCCGGGGACCCUUCAUGGGGAGCCACACCCAUCUGAGGGUCCCUGGGGGGUGCCACGGGAAGACAUGACACCCUUGAAUCUAUCAUCUCGGGCAGAGCCAGUGCGGGACAUCCGCUGUGAGUUCUGUGGAGAGUUCUUUGAGAACCGCAAGGGCCUGUCCAGCCAUGCACGCUCCCACCUGCGGCAGAUGGGUGUCACUGAGUGGUCAGUCAACGGCUCCCCCAUUGACACGCUACGGGAGAUUCUGAAAAAGAAGUCCAAGCUGUGCCUCAUCAAGAAGGAGCCCCCAGUGGGAGACCUAGCUCCCACCUUGGCUGAAGAUGGGCCCCUGGUGGCUCCGGGGCCCUUGCAUUCCCCAUUGCCACUCUCACCACUGGCUGGCCGGCCAGGCAAACCUGGAGCAGGGCCAGCGCAGAUUCCACGGGAGCUAAGCCUGACACCCAUCACUGGGGCCAAGCCAUCUGCUGCCGGUUUCCUGGGCACAGUGGCUGCCAAGCGCCCCCUGCAGGAGGAUCGCCACCUUCCAGCAGAGGUCAAGGCCAAGACCUACAUCCAGACUGAACUGCCCUUCAAGGCAAAGACCCUCCACGAGAAGGCCUCUCACUCCUCCACUGAGGCCUGCUGUGAGCUGUGUGGCCUCUACUUUGAAAACCGCAAAGCCCUGGCCAGCCAUGCACGAGCACAUCUGCGGCAGUUUGGCGUGACAGAGUGGUGUGUCAAUGGCUCGCCCAUUGAGACGCUGAGUGAGUGGAUCAAGCACCGGCCCCAGAAGGUGGGUGCCUACCGCAGCUACAUCCAGGGUGGCCGCCCCUUCACCAAGAAGUUCCGCAGCGCCGGCCACGGCCGGGACAGCGAGAAGCGGCCAUCCCUGGGGCUGGCCCCAGGGGGCCUGUCCUUUGUCAGCCGCAACACUGGCGGGGAGCUGGGCCUAGAAGCUGGCCGCGCAGCCGACAGUGGGGAGCGGCCCCUGGCAGCCAGCCCACCAGGCACAGUGAAGUCAGAGGACUACCAGCGGCAGAAUAUCAACAAAUUUGAGCGUCGACAAGCCCGACCCCCGGAUGCCUCCACUGCCCGAGGGGGCGAGGAUGCCAGUGACCUGCAGCAGAAGCUGGAAGAGGUGCGGCAGCCCCCACCCCGGGUCCGACCUGUUCCCUCCCUGGUGCCUCGGCCCCCCCAGACAUCACUGGUCAAGUUUGUGGGCAACAUCUACACCCUCAAGUGCAGGUUCUGCGAGGUGGAGUUCCAAGGCCCCCUCUCCAUCCAGGAAGAGUGGGUGCGGCACUUACAGCGGCACAUCCUGGAGAUGAAUUUCUCCAAAGCGGACCCCCAGCCUGAGGAGCCUCAAGCCCUGCAGGCACAGACAGCAGUGGCAGAGGCGCCCUAACACAGAAGCAUUCCAGAUUCCCUCUGUCUACUUCUGCCUGUCCUCCUCUGUCUCCUUCCCUCUCUUCUCCCUUUGUUUUCCGUUUCCAAAGGAGCAAGCCAAAACCUCAAACCGGUGCCCCUCAGGGGCCGGGCACACUACAGCCAGGGUGCCGGGAGCCAGCUAGCCACCCUUCUCCAUGCCCCAGGACUCGGGGCCACAGGGUGUCUUCCUUCAGUCCACACCUGCCUGGUUGGGCCUGUGAGGGUAGCCAGAUCCCUGGGGGGAGAGGGGGGGCAGUGAUUCUGCUCCCAGGAAAGGCCAGGGCUCCCCAUGUCUAAUAGCCAGGCUGGGCUAGAGCUGCACCCACGGCCAUUUGCAAAGACCCCAAAGACCCCUGUUGUGUUUCCCUUGGCAAUCAUGAUGAUCCUGUGACACUUCCCCAUGCAAUCAUGCGCACGGGCACCUCGGGAGACCCGGGAUCUGCCCCAGCCCUCCAGGUCCCGAGUAGAGCGCCCACAUCCCGCCACGGUGCUUGCUCAGGGGAAGCUCUCCCUCUGUGGGCCCCCAUUGAGCCCAUGAUGCCACGGAAAUCCUUGUUGGCUGCCCCCCAAGGGUCCUUCCUUCUGGGAAGAGCUCAGAGCUGACAGCUGCCUCCUGCCAUGUCAAAGCCCCCAGAGCCUCAGGGGCUCCGGGCUGGGAGGGCAGGGUGAGGGGUGGGACAGUCCCUCCCUGCCUCCCUUCCUCCUUUUCACUGUUGCUUUCUAUGUAUAGCUCUCUAGACCUCUCACUUUUUUAAAAAUGCGUUUUGUGUAGAGAAUAAGAAAUGUGGAUCUUUUUAUUUUGCAGUCCUGGGCCAGCUAGAUGCCGGGAGCUGAUUGACCUUUUAACUUUUUUCAGUGGCCGCCUUUUGGUUAUUGAUGUACCUAGAAGUAUGUAAAUUAGAUUAAAUUUCUCUUCUGGAAACACC
Molecule: messenger RNA, 6814 nt
Organism: Perognathus longimembris pacificus (Pacific pocket mouse)
Lineage: Eukaryota; Metazoa; Chordata; Mammalia; Rodentia; Heteromyidae
Gene: Wiz
Product: WIZ zinc finger
Exons: 14
Coding region: 181-5865 (1894 amino acids)
Biological process (GO): regulation of transcription by RNA polymerase II
Cellular component (GO): nucleus
Molecular function (GO): RNA polymerase II cis-regulatory region sequence-specific DNA binding; DNA-binding transcription factor activity, RNA polymerase II-specific
Source: RefSeq, a predicted model, not a curated record